Molecule: messenger RNA, 4367 nt
Organism: Otolemur garnettii (small-eared galago)
Lineage: Eukaryota; Metazoa; Chordata; Mammalia; Primates; Galagidae
Gene: KIF27
Product: kinesin family member 27
Exons: 17
Coding region: 117-4319 (1400 amino acids)
Biological process (GO): microtubule-based movement; mitotic spindle organization
Molecular function (GO): microtubule motor activity; microtubule binding; ATP binding
Source: RefSeq, a predicted model, not a curated record
CUAAAAUUUGUCUUUUAUUUUGUUACGCAGAAGUCCAGAUCUUAUGUAAAAUGGAUGUUUCUCACACUACAUACUGAACAUUAAGUAGAAAAUCCAUUAGUAAAAUCUAAGUUGCCAUGGAAGAAAUACCAGUAAAAGUUGCUGUAAGAAUUAGACCUCUACUUUGCAAAGAAGUUCUUCAUAAUCAUCAAGUUUGUGUGAGAGUUGUCCCAAACACCCAGCAAGUUAUCAUCGGAAGAGAUAGAGUUUUUACUUUUGAUUUUGUUUUUGGCAAAAAUUCCUCUCAAGAUGAAGUUUAUAAUACAUGUAUAAAACCCCUAGUAUUGUCAGUCAUUGAGGGCUAUAAUGCAACUGUUUUUGCCUAUGGACAAACUGGAUCUGGAAAGACGUACACCAUUGGAGGAGGCCAUGUUGCUUCAGUUGUAGAUGGACAAAAGGGUAUCAUUCCUCGAGCUAUCCAAGAAAUAUUUCAAAGCAUCUCUGAACAUCCUAGCAUUGACUUUAGUGUAAAAGUAUCUUAUAUAGAAGUCUACAAGGAAGACCUAAGAGAUCUUCUAGAAUUGGAGACAUCCAUGAAGGAUCUUCACAUCCGAGAAGAUGAAAAAGGAAACACAGUGAUUGUUGGGGCCAAGGAAUUCCAUGUAGAGAAUGCAGAUGAAGUGAUGAGUCUUCUGGAGGUGGGGAACGCAGCCAGACAUACAAGUACCACCCAAAUGAAUGAGCAUUCCAGCAGAUCACAUGCAAUUUUUACAAUCAGCAUUUGUCAAGUUGAGAAAAAUAUGGAGGCAGCUGAAGAUGGAUCUUGGUAUUCCCGUCGGCAUAUUGUCUCAAAGUUCCACUUUGUGGAUUUGGCUGGAUCAGAAAGAGUAACCAAAACAGGGAAUACUGGUGAACGGUUCAAAGAAUCCAUUCAAAUCAACAGUGGGUUGCUGGCUUUAGGAAAUGUAAUAAGUGCUCUUGGGGACCCACGUCGGAAGAGUUCUCAUAUUCCAUACAGGGAUGCUAAAAUUACCCGGCUUCUGAAAGAUUCCCUAGGAGGCAGUGCUAAGACUGUCAUGAUCACAUGUGUCAGCCCAUCCUCCUCAGAUUUUGAGGAGUCCUUAAAUUCUCUUAAAUAUGCAAACAGAGCACGGAACAUUAGAAACAAACCCACUGUGAAUGUCAGCCCUGAGUCAAACCGCAUGGAUGAAAUGGAAUUUGAGAUUAAAUUGCUUCGAGAAGCUUUGCAAGGCCAGCGGACUAGUGUCAGCCAGACUAGCCAGAUCCACCGAGAGGGGACUCCUGAUAAAAAUAGAAUCCAUUCUCUGGAGGAGCAAGUAGCUCAGCUACAAGGAGAGUGUCUGGGUUACCAAACUUGUAUAGAAGAAGCCUUUACCUUCCUGGUGGACUUAAAAGAUGCUGUCAGACUAAAUCAAAAUCAGCAACACAAGCUGCAGGAGUGGUUUAACAUGACCCAGGAGACCAGAAAGGAUGUCUUCACCUCAUGGCGAGAAAACCGAAUCGUUGGUAACCUGGAAGAAGGACCCCAGCAUAUUACAGUUCUCCAACUGAAGAGAGAGCUUAAGAAAUGCCAGUGUGCUCUUGCUGCUGAUGAGGUAGUAUUUAAUCAGAAGGAACUGGAAAUGAAGGAACUGAAGAGUCAAGUACAAAUGAUGGUACAGGAGAACAAAGGACAUGUGGUAUCUUUGAAGGAAGCACAAAAAGUGAAUAGAUUGCAGAAUGAAAAAAUAAUAGAACAACAGCUUCUUGUGGAUCAGCUGAAUGAAGAACUAACAAAACUUAACCUGUCAAUGACUUCUUCAGCUAAGGAAAAUUGUGGAGAUGGGCCAGAUGCCAGGAUUCCUGAAAAGAGACCAUAUACUGUACCAUUUGAUACUCAUUUGGGUCAUUAUAUUUAUAUUCCAUCCAGGCAAGACUCCAGGAAGGUCUAUACAAGUCCUUCUGUGUAUUCUUUGGAUCAAGUAUUUGCUGGAUUUCGAACACGAAGUCAGAUGCUGUUGGGUCACAUAGAAGAACAAGAUGAAGUCCUCCAUUGCCAAUUUUCUGAUAACAGUGAUGAUGAAGAAUUAGAAAGCCAAGAGAAAUCUGGAAUUAGAUGUACAAGUCGCUCAUGGACUCGGAAGCCAGGCUCUGUUUGUUCUCUUGUUGAACUGAAUGAUACUCCGGAUGAAACACAAAAGUCAAAUUUAGUGAACGAAGAUUUAAAGAUUGAAUGUCUCCAGGAGAGUCACGAGGUGAAUUUGCAAAAAUUAAGGAAUUCAGAACGCCUACUUACUGAAGCUAAACAAAAAAUGAGAGAACUUACAAUUAACAUCAAGAUGAAGGAAGAUCUGAUUAAAGAAUUAAUAAAAACAGGUAAUGAUGCCAAGUCUGUAAGCAAACAGUACUCUCUGAAAGUAACAAAACUAGAGCAUGACGCAGAACAGGCGAAAGUGGAACUAACUGAAACACAAAAGCAGCUACAGGAGCUGGAAAACAAAGAUCUUUCGGAUGCUGCUUUGAAGGUAAAAUUACAGAAAGAAUUCCGUAAAAAGAUGGAUGCAGCAAAGCUGAAAGUCCAGGUCUUACAGAAGAAGCAACAAGAUAGUAAGAAAUUGGCAUCACUGUUAAUCCAAAAUGAGAAGCGUGCUAACGAACUAGAGCAGAAUGUAGAUCACAUGAAAUAUCAAAAGGUACAGCUGCAAAAAAGAUUUCGAGAAGAAAAUGAAAAAAGGAAGCAACUGGAUGCAGAAAUUAAGCGGGAUCAACAGAAAAUCAAAGAACUACAGUUAAAAUCAGAAGAAGAAGUUCUAAAAAUAAAAGCUGAAGAUGUUGAUGCAUUUAACUUGAAAAGGAAAAAAGAUCCAUUUGGAAAUAUAGACCAACUCCAGAAAUUGGAUGAGCAAAAGAAAUGGUUAGAUGAAGAGGUAGAGAAAGUUCUGAACCAACGCCAAGAAUUAGAGGAGCUGGAAGAAGACUUAAAGAAACGAGAGGCCAUAGUUUCUAAGAAGGAGGCCCUGUUACAGGAGAAGAGCCACCUGGAAAAUAAGAAGUUGAGAUCUAGUCAGGCCUUAAGCACAGACAGUUUGAGAAUAUCAACUCGCCUAAACUUGUUGGACCAAGAGUUGUCUGAAAAGAGCAUGCAGCUCCAGGGAAGCACAGCUGAGGAGCAAAUAAAGAUUUCAGAACAAGUUCAAACCCUCCAGAAAGAAAAGGAUCAGCUCCAGAGACGAAGAAACAGUGCAGAUGAAAAACUUAAAAAUGGUAGAGUGUUAUCACCCGAAGAAGAACAUGUUCUUUUACAACUUGAAGAAGGGAUUGACGCUUUGGAAGCUGCCAUUGAAUACAAGAAUGAAAGUAUCCAGAGUCGCCAGAACGCAAUUAGAACAUCAUUCCAAAACCUCUCUCACAGUGAAGCAAAUAUCCUGGAAAAGCUAACUUGCCUGAGUCCUGUUGAGAUUAGAGCUCUUCUGUUCAGAUAUUUUAAUAAGGUGGUUAAUUUGCGAGAAGCUGACCGGAAACAACAGUUACAUAAUGAAGAAAUGAAAAUGAAGGUUCUGGAACGGGAUAAUAUGGUUCAUGAGUUGGAAUCUGCACUGGACCAUGUGAAAUUGCAGUGUGACCGGAGACUAACCCUCCAGCAAAAGGAACAUGAGCAAAAGAUGCAGUUGCUGUUGCAUCACUUCAAAGAGCAAGAUGGAGAAGGCAUUGUGGAAACUUUAAAAACAUAUGAAUAUAAAAUCCAGCAGUUGGAAAAAGAUCUUUAUUUCUAUAAGAAAACCAGCAGACAUCUUAAGAAGAAACUCAAGGAACUUGUAGGGGAAGCAGUUCGGAAGCAACUAGCACCAUCAGAACAUCAUGAUGCUAGAAGUGGAGUCCUAAACCCAGAAGAAGCAGGCAUGCUUUCAGAAGACUUAAAAUGGGCAUCCAGAACUGAAAGUCUGAAAUUAAUUGGAAAAGAAAUAGAAAUGGACAGUUCGGCAAGCAGUUUAAGAACACAACCAAAUCAUCAGAAGCUUGGGGAAGAAGUCACAGAAUUGCCUCCCAUUUAUAGCUCUUUAGCACCCCCCAGUGGGCAUUUGUUAAGCAAUGAAGAUAAAACAGAAACAGAUGAAAAUCGGUUUACAAAAUCUUACUGUGGACCAUCAUCCCAAAUUCAACCUGUGGAAAAUGUGGGACAACUUCAUGGUGUUACACCUGUAAAAUUGUGUCGUAAAGAAUUACGUCAAAUUUCUGCCUUGGAGGUAUCAUUACGACGUUCCAGUCUUGGAGUUGGGGUUGGAUCAAUGACUGCUGACUCCAUUGAAGUAUCUAGGAAACCAAGUGACUUAAAAACUUAAACAUUUAACAACAGAGGUUUUAAUUUAGUAGAUAUGUAAAAAGAUUCC